AUGCAUACUUCGUUUCAACAUUCUGCGGGUCGCAACUAUCCAGCGGUUCAUGAUCUGGAUAAUGAUGAAUUUCAACUGGGUCGGGUCAAUAUUAACACUGCCGGGUCGACUGGGACAGGGCCCGUAAAAAUGACGGACUGGUCACACCACUAUGCGAUUCACUCCUCUGAGGCUGAACUGGAACAAGUCAAUACCUCGAGAAAAAGUCUUGGCAUGCUGGCAAAAGAAUUCGAAAAAAGAAAAUUCUUCAAAGCAUCUGGAAGAGGCAUGACCUACCAAAAACGUCAAGCGCUGAGAUAA
Opisthorchis viverrini is the source of this 300-nucleotide messenger RNA. RefSeq lists its product as hypothetical. NCBI's taxonomy places the organism in Eukaryota, Metazoa, Platyhelminthes, Trematoda, Opisthorchiida, Opisthorchiidae. Bases 1 to 300 code for a protein of 99 amino acids. The record is from RefSeq and is a predicted model, not a curated record. The transcript has a single exon.